Molecule: messenger RNA, 677 nt
Organism: Dendrobium catenatum
Lineage: Eukaryota; Viridiplantae; Streptophyta; Magnoliopsida; Asparagales; Orchidaceae
Exons: 6
Coding region: 12-677 (221 amino acids)
Molecular function (GO): phosphoglycerate dehydrogenase activity; NAD binding
Source: RefSeq, a predicted model, not a curated record
UUGAUCUGUUGAUGGUCGCAGCCCUCCGCAUAUCUAUGCAACGACGAGGCCCCUUCCUCUGCUGGGCUCUCACUCUUUCUUCCCGAAGGCUUCUAUGCAGAGCCGAGGAAUUGAUGGAUACUGUUAAUAAGCAUGUGACGCGUGUACUAUUUUGUGGAUUUGAUUUCUCAUCUUCUCAGAAAUACACACGGGAAUAUCUACAAAAUCAUCCAUACAUUCAGGUUGAUGAUGUGGCCCUCGAUGAGAUCCCGUUCGUUAUUCAAAAUUAUGAUAUGUGUGUGGUAAAAAAUAGCCGUCUGGAUGCAAAACUUAUUGCUAGUGCAGUUCAGAUGAAGCUUAUAAUGCAAUUUGGUGUUGGAUUGGAAGGUGUUGAUGUCAAUGCUGCCACAAAACAGAACAUUAAGGUUGGAAGAAUUCCUGGAAGGACUACUGGUAAUGCUGCAUCAUGUGCAGAAAUGGCAAUAUAUUUGAUGCUGGGUCUUCUCCGGAAGCAAAAGGAGAUGGAAAUUUCUGUCAAGAAGAAAAUAUUAGGUGAUCCAAUAGGAGAGACGCUAUUUGGGAAAACUUCUCUCGGCCUAUGUUGUAUCGAUAUGGAUACGGCGGAACAGAUAUGGAUACAGGACACAUCAAUUCUUAAAAAUAUAGGAUACAGAUACGGCGUAGAUAUGCCAUUAUAA